Messenger RNA from Ricinus communis (castor bean), 1388 nucleotides. Its product is annotated as probable pectin methylesterase CGR3. Bases 276 to 1061 code for a protein of 261 amino acids. Gene Ontology annotation, biological process: pectin metabolic process. Gene Ontology annotation, molecular function: methyltransferase activity. The transcript is spliced from 7 exons. The record is from RefSeq and is a predicted model, not a curated record. Lineage: Eukaryota; Viridiplantae; Streptophyta; Magnoliopsida; Malpighiales; Euphorbiaceae.
AACAAAAAAAUGAAAAAGGAAAUAUUAAUGAAAUAAAAAAUAAAGAACACACACAAACAAAAAGGAACUCCGCAUGAGCUCAACUGUAAAUAACUCCACAAAUAGAUCUGGGAAAGAUCUCAAAAAGCAAACUUGUUUUGCCAAUAUUUGAUCUCAGUUCUGCAGUUAUAAGUUUUCAAGGGGUUGUAGGAGAAAAUCUUGCUAUUUGGAUUGAAAAGGUAAUAUAUUUAGACCAAUAACACUAGUUUUUACGUGAUGCCUAAAUAAGAUAAGCCAUGUCAAGGAGGCCAGGAAAUCCUGCUAGACGCUUAGGUGAUGGUGGAGGCAUCCCUUUUGUUGGAUCACAUUCAAAAUCUCGUUCGUCGCCUUUACUGUCUAUUUGCCUUGUGGUUGUGGGUGCAAUUCUUUUGAUUAUCUAUUGCUAUAGUGGGUCAGGUGGACAUAUCAGUGAAAGAGAAGCUUUCAGUAAAAUUGAAGGUGGUGGGUCAUGCACGCUAGAAGUUCAAAGAGCAAUACCUCUUCUGAAGAAAGCUUACGGUGAUAGCAUGCAUAAAGUAUUGCACCUAGGCCCUGACACAUGUUCUGUGGUAUCAAAGUUGUUGAAAGAAGAGGAAACAGAAGCCUGGGGAGUGGAACCAUAUGAUUUAGAUGAUGUGGAUGCCAGCUGCAAGAGUCUUGUGCGCAAAGGCCUUGUGCGUGUGGCUGAUAUCAAGUUUCCACUGCCUUACCGGGCAAAAUCAUUUUCUCUUGUUAUAGUUUCAGAUGCGUUGGAUUACUUGUCCCCAAGAUAUCUGAAUAAAACACUUCCUGAAUUGGCAAGGGUAUCUGCUGAUGGUGUUAUUAUUUUUUCUGGAUAUCCAGGUCAGCAUAAAGCAAAAGUUGCUGAACUAUCUAAGUUUGGUCGUCCAGCAAAGUUUCGUAGCUCAACAUGGUGGAUACGGUACUUUCUGCAUAAUAGCUUAGAAGAGAAUGAAGCUGCCUCGAAGAAGUUUGAGCAGGCUUCAGUUAAGAGAUCAUACAAGCCAGGAUGCCAAGUUUUCCAUCUUAAGUCGUAUCCUUGAGAUCUCCUCAUUGUAUAAUGUCUGUUUGCUCUUUCUGCAUCCUGGCGAAGCCAUGCCAACGAGCAACCUUAAGCACCCAUAGAGUAAAUUAUUUUGUGGAAAUUACACCGAUUUUAAUUCUAUAAUCAUAUGAUAGAUUUUCUGAUUAAUUAUUUACUGGGAAAGUGAGUUUAUGUGGAUUGGAUACUGCAAUUUAUUCAUAUGCCUUUGCGCGCCUUCUUCUUGUAGUUACUGUGAGAGUUCUGUUAUUCAGUCCCCUUGAAAAAUUUCAGAACUGAGCUAAAUUAUAUUCUUUUAAUUACAAUGUCAAAUUGUUGAUUUGUUCUA